This is a messenger RNA of Spinacia oleracea (spinach), 1350 nucleotides long. RefSeq names its product spermidine hydroxycinnamoyl transferase-like. The coding region runs from base 1 to 1350 and encodes 449 amino acids. Gene Ontology annotation, molecular function: acyltransferase activity, transferring groups other than amino-acyl groups. The transcript has a single exon. NCBI's taxonomy places the organism in Eukaryota, Viridiplantae, Streptophyta, Magnoliopsida, Caryophyllales, Amaranthaceae. The record is from RefSeq and is a predicted model, not a curated record.
AUGGAAGUUAGCAUAAAAAGUUCCUCCAUGGUAAAACCAAUUGAGCCAACAUGUAAGGUUGUUUUUCGAUUAUCCGAAUGGGAUCAAACCGGUAUAAUCACCCAUGUACCCACAGUCUACUUCUACAAGCCUUCCCAAGAGUGGUUUAUAUCUUCUAAGUCUAUCAUAGACACCCUCAAGGACUCAUUAAGUCGGGUUUUGGUCCAUUUCUAUCCCCUAGCUGGUCGUGUUCAAUGGAUAGGGCAAGGGCGUCUUGAACUCAUAUGCAAUUCAAUGGGUGUUGAGCUUAUUGAAGCCGAAUCUAGUAUUAAUCUAAGUGAUUUUGCCUCUAAAACUAAUCUAUUUGAGAACCUCGUUCCUUUUGUUGAUUAUAACAAACCUAUUCAUGAGUUGCCUUUGGUGUCAGGGCAAAUUACAAAGUUUAGAUGUGGCGGUAUUUGUUUAGGGGUUAACAUAUCACAUAUAUUAGCCGAUGGGCAAAGUGCACUCCAUUUCAUGUCCGAGUGGGCUAGGCUAGCUCGUGAUGAACCACUCGAGAUGGCUCCCUACUUCAAUCCGAACAUCUUAAGAGCCCAAGAACUACCUAUGACUCUAGCUCCUUCUAAUAUGCACACAGAGUUCAUUACACCACCGUUACUUAUAGGGCAACAAAACAAUUUGGACGAGCGUAGAAAAAUCACUACCGUAGCAAUAUUGUCUUUAUCAAAGUACCAUGUGGAGAGCCUAAAGAAGGUUGCUAACGAGGGACCCAAUGGUCCAAACACGUACAACUACACCCGCUAUGAAGUGGUAACAUCCCACAUAUGGAGAAGUGCAUGCAAGGCGCGUGAACAUCACCGUGAGCAACCAACGUGUUUAGGCUUCUCUGUCGAUGUACGUAACCGUUUGCAUCCACCACUACCGCCCAAUUACUUUGGGAAUGCUAUCUUAGACGUGGUUGCCUCCUCUAGGUCAGGGGAUAUCAUAACACUUCCCUUAGGUUUUACUUGUGCUAGAAUAAGGGAAGCAAUUGAUAAAUUUGACGAUCAAUAUAUUUGGUCAAACAUUAACUUUUGGAAAAGUUUGAUUGAUUUCUCCCCUUUUCAAGACUUUCAUUCACGUAAGAGUAAGGAUGCCCCGUUUUAUGGUAAACCAAAUCUUGGGGUCAUUAGUUGGUUGACUCUUCCCAUUUAUGGGCUCGACUUUGGUUGGGGAACAGAGAUUUAUAUGGGCCCAGGAGCUCAUGAUUCUGAUGGGGAUUGCAUAAUGCUUCCUGGGCCUAUGGAUGACGGGUCAGUCAAAGUUGCAAUAUGCUUGCAACUAGCCCAUAUGGAUGCGUUUAAGAAAUACUUUUUUGAGGAUAUAAUAUAA